AUGGUGUUCGCUCCAGGCUGCAGCCUACUGCGGCGCCACUGGCGUUUGCAGUCUUUUUUGGAGCUGCCGGUGAAGGACUUGGAUCUCUUUGUUGCUGUCUAUGGCUACAAGUUGGCGAAGAGUCAGAUUUGUUUGCGGUUGACCGGCUCACCGACGUGUGAGAAACCUGGAAAUGAGCCUGAGGAGGUGAGGCUGCAGAAUGCCAGCAAACAGAUUGUGCAGAACGCCAUCCUGCAAGCUGUGCAGCAAGUCUCCCGGGAGAGUCGGCGGAGGGAAGAGAGAGGCAGCGGCAACCAGGGCACUUUCCAGCUGCGUGUAGGGGAAUUAACCAAGAAGCAUGAAAAGAAGUAACACAGUGGAUUGGGCUCUUGUCAUAUGCUUGGUUUCCAGCCUUCCUCUUAGUAUAGGAUGCGUCGCCAAAAUGUUGCCAGUAAAGCAAACCAAAGUGUCAUUGGCACCUAGCAGUAGAAUGAAUUCACACUAGCCCUUGGCUGAGAAGCACUGUUGUGCAAAAGUGCAUUCGACGAUUCUGUUUAUAUUCAUGCAGUGCCUCUGAAACACAGUGGGGCCAAACACGACACUGUAAUUGCAAAAGUAGUUUUGUGGAACAAUUUACUUUUAAAGUUCUUUUUUAAAAAAAUGAUUCAGCCUUGUUUAUUUACUUCUGUCUUUUAUGCAUUCUUUCUGUGAAUUUAACCAGCAGUCCUUUUUGCUGAAAUACUGAAUGCAGUACUGUGCUGUUUAUAAUAUUUAAAAAAGACAUGCUGGAAAGGUGAAGGAAUGGAGUUUCAGUCACCUUCACACAUAGAAUUGGGGGCUUUUAUAAAGUGGGUUCAGGUCCAAGAUCAAA
Messenger RNA from Ceratotherium simum simum (southern white rhinoceros), 850 nucleotides. Lineage: Eukaryota; Metazoa; Chordata; Mammalia; Perissodactyla; Rhinocerotidae. The record is from RefSeq and is a predicted model, not a curated record.